AUGUACUGUUUCAAGGGUUUCGAAGUGAUCGCUGAAUUCUCCGUCACCGGCCAGUACAUGGUGACAUCCAUUGCCAACAGCGAGGAUUCUAAUGCUAGACCCAAUGCGUGUACCGGUCACAUAGGCUCCAAUAACCAGUGUAGCAACUAUUCCGCUCGUACACCUGGGUGGAAUUGUAGCGUGAGCGUAGUAACCAGCGUGGAGGAGGCGGUGGUGUCCAAUCUUGUCACUUCGAUCUGCCCAAAACAAGAACCAAACACGCUAACAUUGGAAGAGAAGAUCGUAUUUUGCCGGUAA
Penicillium taxi is the source of this 297-nucleotide messenger RNA. RefSeq lists its product as uncharacterized. Lineage: Eukaryota; Fungi; Ascomycota; Eurotiomycetes; Eurotiales; Aspergillaceae. The coding region runs from base 1 to 297 and encodes 98 amino acids. The transcript has a single exon. The record is from RefSeq and is a predicted model, not a curated record.